GUGCCAACGAACCCGGAAGCGGCUCAACUGCCAACUCCCAUCUCCCCAUGCCAUUGUCCCUGCCCGAAGGGGCUGAUGGGAGAUGUAGUUUUAGCCGCUCCCUUUUGGUCCACCGCCCGCGUGCGCAUGCGCGAGGAGGCGGGGCGAGGUGACGUCACUCCCCACGCGGUAUUUCUUUCCCCCGGCGGACUCCAAUGCAGGCGCAGAGGACACUCUCGGCAUGGAGCGGGCGCUGCUCUUCUCGCUGCUCCUAACAGCCGCCGCUAUAGACGCAGGUGAGCACAUCCCGCGCAUGCGCGAGGAGCCCCUGUCUGGGCUGGAAUGCCGGCGCACGCGGGAAGGGGGGGGCUCCACUCAGGUCCCGCCCACCUCCACCGCCGGCGCCGAUUGGCCAGGCGCGCCUCGGCUGUCGGAAAGGCGCCGAUUGGACGCUCGCUUGAGCCCGCCCCUCCCCUGUGACCCCGCCCUUUUAUUGGUUGCGGGGUAGUGGGCGGGGCCUCUUUGGGGUUGUCAUGGAGACGGGGCCUGUACUUUCAGGCUGAGGAGAGAAAUAAACAAGAAUAAAGCGUGUUUGUUAUUAAUACAUAGGAAUUAUAAUGCUAGGAUUUGGGGUCACGUGUUAUGUGUUUAUACCCCACCCUCCCUCCAUGGGUGGGGUAACUUUUCCUGCUUCUUCCCCAUUUUUGUUCCCCCCCUCACAACAACCCUGUGAGGUAGGCCACAUAUUAUUAUUAUUUUAUUAUUAUUAUUAUUAUUAUUUAUUUUAUUGUUGUUAGCCGCCCUGAGACCGGCUUCGGCUGGGGAGGGCAGGAUAUAAAUAAAAAUUUAUUAUUUUUAUUUUAUUUUUUUUUUUAUUAUUAUUAUUAUUAUUAUUUAUUAUAAAGCUAGUAAAGCCCAAAUGGGCCCCAGUCAGCUUCAUGGAUGAAUGGAGGACAGAACUCCCACCUUCAGGGGCCUAGCCAACUUAAGUUCUACCAAGAGGAGAACUUAAUGGUCACACGCCGAUAUUUUCCAUUAAUUUCAGCGAGAGUAGGACUGAAGCUAGGUGCAUCUCUAAAGCAUUAACCAUUAAGCUAUACAGUGGUACCUCGGGUUAGGGCAGAUUUGAGGGUAAACCAUACACAGCACGGGUUUGCCCCUGUGGCUCAUUGGAAGUUGAAACUGCUUCACAUGUACUAUUACAUUGUCGUCUUUAUGAGGAUAUACGUUUGACUUUUAUUACACCUGUUUUGCAAAAGUCCAGGAAAGAAUCGGAACACCAUAGUUUAAAAUUACUGCUAGAGGACAAGAAUCCCAAGACUACAUUAAAUGUAGCCAAAUUCUGUGCGUCUGCAAUUAAUCGCAGGAAGCAAGUGGUAUCCCAUAAUGACCAAACCCCCAAAUGUUAAUUACAGGGGGCACGCUAAUAAUUAACUUUAAUUUUUUAGAUUUAAUUCCUUGUUAUAUUCAUAUUGUCCUCUGUACUUCUGAUAUUAUUAUUUUUUAUGAUCUGUGAUAUUGUGUGUGUUGACGCUGGUCUGUGACCGUAUUAAUAAAUUCAUUCAUUCAUACCUCGGGUUGCAUACACAUCAGGUUACAGACUCGGCUAACCCAGAAAUAGUGCUUCAGGUUAAGAACUUUGCUUCAGAAUAAGAACAGAAAUCGGGCUCCGGCGGCGCAGUGGCAGCAGCAGGAGGCCCCAUUAGCUAAAGUGGUGCUUCAGGUUAAGAACAGUUUCAGGUUAAGAACGGACCUCCGGAACGAAUUAAGUACUUAACCCGAGGUACCACUGUACAGGCAGUAAUUGGGCACAUAUGCAUCGUACAUCUUAUAGCACAUGGCUCCCACCCCCCAAAAAAAAUUACCCUGGGAACUGUAGUUCACCUUUGUUGAGGUACUGGGAAUUGUAGUUCACCCGUUUCGGAGGUGCUAUAGAUCCUGGGAGUCUUUGGGUUGAAGCUGCGUGCUUCAAAUGCUGUCUGAGGAAACUUGCAGCCAGGCUUUUGAAUUUGUUGUUGAGUCGUUUAGUCGUGUCCGCCUCUUCGUGACCCCCUGGACCAGAGGACGCCAGGCACUCCUGUCUUCCACUGCCUCCCGCAGUUUGGUCAAACUCAUGCUGGUCGCUUUGAGAACACUGUCCCACCAUCUCGUCCUCUGUCGUCCCCUUCUCCUUGUGCCCUCCAUCUUUCCCAGCAUCAGGGUCUUUUCCAGGGAGUCUUCUCUUCUCAUGAGGUGGCCAAAGUAUUGGAGCCUCAGCUUCAGGAUCUGUCCUUCCAGUGAGCACUCAGGGCUGAUUUCCUUCAGAAUGGAGAGGUUUGAUCUUCUUGCACUCCAUGGGACUCUCAAGAGUCUCCUCCAGCACCAGAAUUCAAAAGCAUCAAUUCUUUGGCGACCAGUUCUCACUUCCAUACAUCACUAUUGGGAAAACCAUAGCUUUAACUAUAUGGACCUUUGUUGGCAAGGUGAUGUCUCUGCUUUUUAAGAUGCUGUCCAGGUUUGUCAUUGCUUUUCUCCCAAGGAGCAGGCGUCUUUUAAUUUUGUGACUGCUGUCACCAUCUGCAGUGAUCAUGGAGCCCAAGAAAGUAAAAUCUCUCACUGCCUCCAUUUCUUCCCCUUCUAUUUGCCAGGAGGUGAUGGGACCAGUGGCCAUGAUCUUAGGGUUUAUUUUAUGUUGAGCUUCAGACCAUAUUAUCCUUCGUGGUGAAGGGGCUUGAAUAACUCAGCGAAGCUAUGAGCUAUGCCGUGCAGGGCCACCCAAGAUGGACAGGUCAUAGUGGAGAGUUUUGACCAAACAUGAUCCACCUGGAGAAGGAACCGGCAAGCCACUCCAGUAUCCCUGCCAAGAAAACUCCAUGGACAAAGACAACAGGCACACGCUGAUAUUUUCCAUUAAUUUCAGCGAGAGUAGGACUGAAGCUAGAUGCAUCCCUGAAGUGUUAACCAUUAAGCUAUACAGGCAGUAAUUGGGCACAUCCACAUCGUACAUCUUAUAGCACAUGGCUUCCCCCCCAAAAAAUAUUUUUUACCCUGGGAAUUGUAGUUCACCCGUUUCGGAGGUGCUAUAGAUCCUGGGAGUCUUUGGGUUGAAGCUGCGUGUUUCAAAUGCUGUCUGAGGAAACUUGCAGCCAGGCUUUUGAAUUUAAUGAAUGCAAUUAUCCCGCAGGGGAGAGGUCAAGGCCGAAUAAACGAUUCUUCUCCCCGCUCUUUGGCACGACUGAUUAGGCUUAGCAAGAGCAACUUGGCUCAAGGUCACUCAGCAAGUUUCAUGGCCAAGUGCUGAUUUUUUUAAAAAAAAUGUAUUUGUAUUAAACAUUUUCUUGAUUUGCAAAGGUAUGUGCAAUGUCUCUCUCGUAUUUUUUCCCCCACGUAACACAUUUUUUUUAACAAAUCGGCUUCAUUUGUUGAGACGUUAGGAAGAAUAGGGGGAAAGAGGUGGAGGCGGGGAGCCAAGUGUAGAUUUGAACCCAGGUCUUAUGUCUCCUUAGGCUAGGUCCUAUGUUACACCUGCUCAGAGCAGGUCCAUUUUAACUGAAAUUGUAAUAAUUGGAAAGGACCCCAAGGGACAUCUAGUCCAACCCCCUGCAAUGCAGGAAUCUACUCUGACUGGGAAUUACUGAGUACAACCCACCUGACAACACCCAUCCCAACCCUCGGUGUAUUCAUACGUACAUAAGGGUGGGUCAUUGCUUGCUUUAGGUCUCCUGACCCUUCCCUGUUCAUUGGCAUCAUUUACUGAUAUUUCUUUUCCUGCCAAAAAAAGUUACUUGGCACUUAAACCACAACCUUGCUGUUUCUUCAUUCCUGUGAUAUUUCAGAGCUUAUUUUUAUUACUGCGCAGCUAAAGCCCUCUAUUCAAACCCAGUUCCAAUAAAAAUCCCACCUAGGGAUACUGAAUAUAUAACCUUUAUUAUGCUCAACCGAAAAACACCCCCGCUGCUCCUAUUAUGAACAAAUGUGCAGCCAAAGUCCUCUGUUAAAAUCCUGUUCCGAUAAGAAAAUUCCAACAAGGGGAGUUGGGAAAAAUAAUCCUAAUUGUACCUAGGAAAAAAAAAACACCCCCACCCCACUGUGGUUGAAACUUUUGUCCAGUUCUAAUAACAUGUGAUAUUUUUUCUUUGCCCAUAAAAAUAAGCUGGGUUUAGGAGUUCCAGAGAGUGGCAACACGAGAACAGUUCUACAAGUUCCCUAUAUGUUAGCCAACUGUCUUUCAUAUUAUUUCUAUGCAUGGCUGAUGACUCUAUAGGCGAUAGUCACCAGGGAGUUUUGGCUGUUACUAUUGUUUUAUUUCUUUCCCAAACUUCGAAUAGGGCCUUUCUCACCAAAUGAUUAGUAAAGCCUCAUUUGCUUUUAUUUUAUCACGACCCAGGGCCUUUUCAGUGGUGGCUCCCCAUUUGUAGAACGCUCUUCCCAGGGAGGCUCCCCUAAUGCCAUCAUUACAUAACUUUAGGUUUUAAGCCAAAACAUUUCUUUUUAGCCAGGCCUUUGGCUCUUAAUUAUCUGUUGCCUCGAUUGGGUGAAAUAUUGCCCCCCUAACCUUUUUUAUUUUUCUUUUUGUGUGUGUGUGUGUCCCCAACUUUUAUGCCGGCUUCAAGGUACAUUCAUUUAUAUGUCAUAAGUCGCCUCAAAUUAACUUGGUGUGACCAAUUUAUUUAUUCAUUUAAUUCACAAAAACUUGCACGCCACUUGAUAGGUUUCUUGUUUUUUAAAAGGAUUGCAAAAAAGGUAAGAUCGGGAAGGAUUUCCAAUAGAUUAAAACAUAACAAGAAGUUUAAAAUGCUGAAGCACAUUGAAAUGCACACCAGCUUUUCUAAGUGGCUGAACUAAAUAAGGACGUUCUUAGCAGGCGCUGAGAAAAAUACACUGAUCUCAAGCAGGAUUUUGAGUGUUUGUAAAUCCUGCCUAAGGGACGCGGGUGGCGCUGUAGGUUAAACCACAGAGCCUAGGACUUGCCGAUCAGAAGGUUGGCGGUUCAAAUCCCCAUGACGGGGUGAGCUCCUGUCGCUCGGUCCCUGCUCCUGCCAACCUAGCAGUUCGAAAGCACGUCAAAAUGCAAGUAAUAUACGGUGGUGCCUCGCAAGAUGAAAUUAACCCGUUCCGCGAGUCUCUUCGUCUUGCGGUUUUUUCGUCUUGCGAAGCACGGCUAUUAGCGGCUUAGCGGCUUUAAGAAAAAGGAAACAAACUCGCAAGAACUCGCAAGACGUUUCGUCUUGUGAAGCAAGCCCAUAGGGAAAUUCGUCUUGCGGAACGACUCAAAAAACGGAAAACUCUUUCGUCUUGCGCGUUUUUCAUCUUGCGAGGCAUUCGUCUUGCGGGGCACCACUGUAAAUAGGCACCACUCCGGUGGGAAGGUAAACGGCGUUUCCGGGCGCUGCUCUGGUUCACCAGAAGUGGCUUAGUCAUUCUGGCCACAUGACCCGGAAGUUGUACGCCGGCUCCCUUGGCCAAUAAAGCGAGAUGAGCGCCGCAACCCCAGAGUCGGCCACAACUGGACCUAAUAGACCUUUACCUUUUUUAAUCCUGCCUCUUUCAUAGCUGAGCUGCUGGAGUUGCUCCGAUGUUCUUGACCAUCCUUUUGGGUCUCCCAAAUGACGCUCUUGUGUGUUUGUUUGUUUGUGUGUCUCUCCCUUCACAAUUCAGAACGUUUCCUUUGCACCCUCGGGAGUUUCCAGUGCGAGGACGGCGGGCAGGUUCCGCUGUGCCAGCGGUGCGACGAGAAGCGGGACUGCGGCGACGGCAGCGACGAGAGAGGCUGUCGAGCCGCCAACGUCUCGUGCGGACCCCACGGGAGGCGAUGCGGCAGCGACGGCCCUUGCCUGCCCUUGGAGAGGAUCUGUGAUGGCCACGGCGAUUGCCCGGACAAUUCCGACGAGUCCUUAGACGCCUGCGGGCAUCGGGUCGACACGACUUCGCCAGCCUGCCCGAAGGAUGAGUUUCAAUGUGAACCAGGGGCAGAGUGCUUCCCCCUGGCGUUUGUGUGCGACGGCCAUUCUGAUUGUCCGGACGAGAGGGAUGAACGAGGCUGCCUUCUGGACUUCCCAACGGUUUCGGUAACGCCACCAGCCACCCAGACAGGUAAGCUGUGCAGUAAUCUGCUUUAGGGGGCAAACAGGUAUCCUGGCAACCAUCUCUGCCGUAACCCCCUCCUUUAGCUGACCCAGAGUACUUUUGCUUCCUCCCCUUUGCCUCUGCUUGCUUCACGUUAAAAGGGUUUUUUAAAUAUAAAGUUGUCCUUGACUCCCCCAACACCACCCCAAAUUACUGUAUUUUUUGCUCUAUAAGACUCACUUUUUCCCUCCUAAAAAGUAAGGUGAAAUGUGUGUGCGUCUUAUGGAGCGAAUGCAGGCUGUGCAGCUAUCCCAGAAGCCAGAACAGCAAGAGGGAUUGCUGCUUUCACUGCGCAGCGAUCCCUCUUGCUAUUCUGGCUUCUGAGAUUCAGAAUAUUUUUUUUCUUGUUUCCUCCUCCAAAAACUAGGUGCAUCUUGUGGUCUGGUGUGUCUUAUAGAGCGAAAAAUACGGUAUUUGGAAUGUAGGGGAAAUAUCGCUGUACAGUGGUACCUUGGUUCUCAAACUUAAUCCAUUCCGGGAGUCCGUUCGACUCCCGAAACCGUUCGAAAACCAAGGCGCGGCUUCUGAUUGGCUGCAGGAGCUUCCUGCGCUCAAUCAGAAGCUGCGUCGGAUGUUUGGCUUCUGAAAAACGUUUGGAAACUGGAACACUCACUUCCCGGUUUGCGGCGUUCAGGAGCCAAUUUGUUCAGGAGCCAAGCCGUUUGAGUACCAAGCUACCACUGUAUAUUAGUAUUGGCACCAUGAAAGUGUCCUAAAUAAGAAGCACCAUUGUGUCGUGAUCUUAUUAAAUACAAAGUUUUGUGAGGGAAGUAGACUCUGCACAUGGCCGUGCAUUGAAUUUGAGGCUCACAGUUCCUAAUGAUUAUUAUCGCUAUGCAUCAUCAACUUCUUUUUAACCCCUUGGGCCUAUAUUCCCCACCUGCACAGAAAUUUAUUUAUGCGUGUUAUUUAUUUCACAAAAUCUGUAUGUUGCUUGAUUGUAACCAUAAACCGCAAAGCGGUUUGCAGAGAAACCAGAGCAGCGCACGGAAACGCCGUUUACCUUCCCGCCGGAGCGGUACCUAUUUAUCUACUUGCACUUUGACGUGCUUUCGAACUGCUAGGGUGGCAGGAGCAGGGACCGAGCAACGGGAGCUCACCCCGUCGCGGGGAUUCGAACCGCCGACCUUCUGAUCGGUAAGUCCUAGGCUCUGUGGUUUAACCCACCGCGCCACCCGCGUCCCAUUAAAACAGUUAAAAUAUGAAAACGGAUUUCAAUACAAAACCAGCUUUUUUCAAAGCUUGAAAUGGAGUUUCCUGGAAGAAGCUGUGGCUGGCCGGGACCCUGAACCUGAAUCGCUACACGCUGCAAAAUGCUCUCGCAGACCCUGCUUAGCCUUGUUUUACAGUUGGGUGCUAUAAAACUGCAGCUUCUGUAGGGUGCAGUUAUUGCUGUUGCUGCUGUCGCUGCCAAGUUUUGAUGAGACCUUUUAUUGUCUGUGGUGCUCCUGUUGUGCCCGGGAGCCCUUUCCAUUUAUGCCUCGCCUCUGCCAAAAGGGAAUGACCGCCGCACCUUCUUUCCUGGCACAAUUCUCCCUGGAGUUUCAAGGAAAGGGGUGUGGGCAGCGCUGUCUUUAGCAUACGUGCCGCCGGGGUGCAAAGAUCCACCCAGUGCCCCCAAAUUUAGCUUAGCCCCCAAAUUAACUUUUAUUAUGUCCACUGGUCCCAUCACCUCCUGGCAAAUAGAAGGGGGAGAAAUGGAGGCAGUGAGAGAUUUUACUUUCUUGGGCUCCAUGAUCACUGCAGAUGGUGAGAGCAGCCACGAAAUUAAAAGACGCCUGCUUCUUGGGAGAAAAGCAGUGACAAACCUGGACAGCAUCUUAAAAAGCAGAGACGUCACCUUGCCAACAAAGGUCCGUAUAGUUAAAGCUAUGGUUUUCCCAGUAGCGAUGUAUGGAAGUGAGAGCUGGACCAUAAAGAAGGCUGAUCGCCAAAGAAUGGAUGCUUUUGAAUUCUGGUGCUGGAGGAGACUCUUGAGAGUCCCAUGGACUGCAAGAAGAUCAAACCUCUCCAUUCUGAAGGAAAUCAGCCCUGAGUGCUCACUGGAAGGACAGAUCCCGAAGCUGAGGCUCCAGUACUUUGGUCACCUCAUGAGAAGAGAAGACUCCCUGGAAAAGACCCUGAUGCUGGGAAAGAUGGAGGGCACAAGGAGAAGGGGAUGACAGAGGACGAGAUGGUGGGACAGUGUUCUCGAAGCUACCAGCAUGAGUUUGACCAAACUCCGGGAGGCAGUGGAAGACAGGAGUGCCUGGUGUGCUCUGGUCCAGGGGGUCACGAAGAGUCGGACACGACUAAACAACUAAACAACAAUGCUUAUGUCAGACACCAUGCUUACGCCUUAUUGUUAACAAAAGAAGGGAAUAAGAAGAAACAAACUUUUUUAUUUGCCCAUUUAUUUACAAUACAUUUAUACUUAAGUAUACAACACCACCACAGUUAAACUUAUAAGUAUUGUUUAGGCACCUACUUAGGAGAAACAUCAGUCGUGUCAAAGAGGCCACUGACCCCGCUGCCGCAUAGAAGCAUAGCAUAGCAGUUACAAUACGUAAGAUAAUACUUUGAUGUAAGAGUUCAUUUCGCGUGUACGGCGCCGUUGUGAUUGACAAACGCCGUCGUUGAGUCUGCCAAGCGCCGCCAUUGUGAAUGACAAGGGCCACCACUGGCGCAGCGCGUCUUUGCUAAGUGGGCACACAAAGUCGAAAGUCCUUUCGUGAAACAGUAGGUAUACAUUUCGGUAAUACCUAGGUGUAUAUGUAUAUGUGCCAUUGAGAGCGUGCUCACUUACGGCUUAUGUGUGUGGUACGGAAGCUGUACUACCCAGGACAGGAUGGGGUUGUGCAGGGUUGUUAAGGCAGCAGAGAGCAUUGUUGGCUGCCCACUCUCCACCUUAGAGCAGAUUUAUGCCACAAGGUGCCAUAGGAAGGCACUGGACAUAGUAAAAGAUCCAUCGCAUCCUGGUCACUGUCUCUUCGAGCUCUUGCCGUCGGGACGGAGAUACAGGACGAUGAAGACAAGAACGAGCCGUCUUAAGAACAGCUUCUUCUCCAGAGCGAUCUCGGCCCUGAAUGGGAAGCCCGGACUUUGAAAGUCAUCUAAUCUCCCUUGCUGUAUUAUACUGUAUUGAUUAAUUAGAGUUUUUAUGGAGCAGUCAAGUAAUUUCGUUGUCCCUGAAGGGGGCAAUGACAAUAAAGAUAUUAUUAUUAUUAUUAUUAUUAUUAUUAUUAUUAUUAUUUUAUUUUGUUUUUCUAGCUUGAUCAAAAUUAUUUAUUAUUUCAUAACAGGUAGAUAGUUAAGGAGACGCGGGUGGCGCUGUGGGUUAAACCACAGAGCCUAGGACUUGCCGAUCAGAAGGUCGGUGGUUCGAAUCCCCAUGACGGGGUGAGCUCCCGUUGCUCGGUCCCUGCUCCUGCCAACCUAGCAGUUCGAAAGCACGUCAAGUGCAAGUAGAUAAAUAGGUACCACUGUAUUAUAAGCUUAGAAGUUGGAGGGUCCUCUUUGGGGUCUCGAAACCCACGUUUAAACCCCAUCUUGCAACAUGAGACUCAAAUCUUAUUUUUUAAAAAUUAACCUGCAUAUGGUGUGUUUUUUUCCCUUCCCCUUCUUGCCUGCAUUUCUAAGAUGGUGUGCCUGUCCCUGGAAAUGCGAUGCCUGCGGAUUUGGUGGUUCUCUCCAUCGUCGGUGAGUCGUAAUUGCAAAAGCAUUCUUCCAUCUGCCUGGUGUUUAAUAGUGAGCCAUUUCUUUUCUUUUUUUCUUUUUGUUUUUUUAAAUAAAGUUUUUUAUUGAUACAACAAGAAAAAGGAAAAAAAACACAGAUACCAAAUUACACACAAGAAUAACCAUAGACACAUAAUUUUCUUAGCAAACAAUAAAACAUCCAUUGGUCUUAACACUAAACACUUAACACUAUUUCAUAUUUCAAAUUCAUAUUACUUAUUGCCAAGACACACUUUUAUCAUAAUUAAACUUAUUAAUAAAUCUAAUUUCUUAUAUCUACCUUGCAACUAUUACUGAAUUUCCUCGAAUGCUGCAACAGAAUUUAAACUACUAUAUUUAUUUUUCAGAUAUUCUUUUGAAAACUUCCCAUUUUGAAACAAAUUCCUGCUUUCAUUUAUUCUUUAUUUUUUCUGAUAAACCAUCUAAUUCGGCAUAUUCUGUCAGCUUUUGGAUCCAAUCUUGUAUAGAGGGAAUUUCAUUACUCUUCCAUUUUGCUGCGAUCAAAAGCUGCCACCGUCGCGUAUAACAAGAUACCCUUCCAAUAGUGAGCCAUUUCUUAUUGAACCCUAAGCCGGUCAGAUUUGGCCCACCAGGCCAUUUCCCCAAAACCACGUAUGCCAUUCUCGAACCUGCAGGUUGCUAGCUGCUGCCAAAAACAGGAUUGAACCCUGCAGCCUCACCCUGCUUUCAACUUCCACCAAUCCUGAUCGAUAUUUGGCCUGCAGAGCCAAAUACCGUAUUUUCCCGUGUAUAAGACGCCCCCAUGUAUAAGACUCCCUCCUAUUUUGGGGGGACUCCAAAUUAAGAAAACACCCCUCAGCACUCCCCGUGUAUAAAACGAGCCCCAAUUUUAAACCUAACUUUUUGGUUAAAAAAACCUAGUCCUAUACACGGAAAAAUACGGUGGGUUUCCCAGCCCUGCUCUGUGCCAAAGGUGGCUAACCUUUUUUUGCUUGGUGGGGCUGGUGUCAUCUCCAUCAUUUUAUUUUAUUUAUUUAUUAUUAUUUUAAUUAUAAUUUUUAUUAGUAUUUUCCAUGCAACAACAACACGAAAAGUAUCGAAAAAUAACAAUACACAAAACACAAAAACCGACAUUAAAAAAACCAAAACAAAUCCAUAUCUUACAAGUUAAUACUAUAAACACUAAAAAAAAACAUUGACUUCCACAAAUCCCACAGCACCUCCUUUACCUCUCAUUGUGUCUUCCUGUUUUCCUGAUCAUCUCUAUCCUAGCAUCCAGAUAUAAAUCCCUCUUUCUUAUCCUUUCACUUCACAAGGUUAUUCCAGACUCAGCCAGAUUUCUGUCCUUGAACCUUGGCUUUUAAAGUAUUCAUUUAGACACUCCCAUUCCUUUUUUCACUUCACUUUUUGGUUUUUGUCUUAUUAUGUCUGUCAAUUUGGCUAAUUCUAAAUAUGCUGUCAUCUCCAUCUUUGACUAAUCCUCUUGGGGCCAAAUCGCUGGCACCCUGCAUACGCAGACACUCGUUUGCACACGUACCAGAUGCACACCCACAGAGCGGAAACCGUUAGUCCUGUUUCAGGCAGGGAGAACAGCCAUUUGAAUAUUUUAUUCGCAAUGAUCUUUCCUGCACAGGAAACCAUACCUUGGCCAUGGUGAUGCAGCUGCCUUUCUGGGGGCUGGGGGAGCUGUUAAAGGGAGUGGGGUACACCUGCUUGCUUUGCCCCAUCCUUACUGAUGCUGUGCAUAUCCACAUGCAGAAAACUGGGGUGGGGUGGGGGACAGGUGGUCCACCGGGGAAAGCUGUUGCUGGCCACUGCUGCAGUUGCACCUGGCGUUGAAGCUCCCAGUACGUUUCCGAGCACAAUUCAAAGUGUUGGUGCUGACCUUUAAAGCCCUAAACGGCCUCGGCCCAGUAUACCUGAAGGAGCGUCUCCACCCCCAUCGUUCAGCCCGGACACUGAGGUCCAGCGCCGAGGGUCUUCUGGCGGUUCCCUCGCUGCGAGAAGCCAAGUUACAGGGAUCCAGGCAGAGGGCCUUCUCGGUAGUGGCACCCGCCCUGUGGAAUGCCCUUCCACCAGAUGUCAAAGAGAAAAACAACUACCAGAUUUUUAGAAGACGUCUGAAGGCAGCCCUGUUUAGGGAAGCUUUUAAUGUUCAAUAGGUUAUUGUAUUUUAAUAUUCCGUUGGAAGCCGCCCAGAGUGGCUGGAGAAACCCGGCCAGAUGGGCGGGGUAUAAAUUAUAAAUUAUUAUUAUUAUCCCCCUCUCUCCUCAUUCCGUAGCGUUCCUGGCUGUCGUGGUGGCUGCUGUUUUUGCCUCCGCCUGGAGCCGUGCAAAAGCGAGACAUCUGGCAAGCUUCAAGUGGGAUCACGGUUCAGAGCAGCUGAUCACAAAACAGCAGCCUUGAGAGACUCCUUCCUUCGAGGUACACCUGAGUUAUGCAUUUGACUCAUUUUUCCCCUCUCUCUUCACCUGCAGGCCAGUGCCCUUAUUAAACCUGCUUCUUUCUUGAACCCUCUUCCCAGCUCAGCCAGUAGAGCAUGAGACUCUUAAUCUCAGGGUCGUGGGUUCGAGCCCACGUUGGGCAACAGAUUUUUGCAUUCCUUGUGGCGCCUUCCAACUCUUCCAUCCCGCUGGCUGUCUUGGCUUCCUCUUUAGCCACGCACAACCUCUCCAGCCGGGAGAAGCUGCGCACGGCUUUGUUUUUAGCCCGAGCUUCCCCCGACCCCAGCCCCCAGAAUAGGCUGCUAUCCGCAAGCCUUCAGAGCCCAGCGGGAACUCCCACCGCGCUCCGAAGGCUUGCGGAUAGCUGCCUGAAGCCUGGAGAGUGAGAGGGGUUGGUGCGCACCGGGCUUCAGCGAAAGUCUGCAUUCGCUCCAUAGGACGCACACACAUUUCCCCUUCAUUUUGGGAGGGAAAAAAGUGCGUCCUAUAGAGCGAAAAAUACGGUAGAUUUCCCCUCAAUUAAGAAAUGAUUGGUGUUUCAUGGAUUCUGACUCUUACCAAUAAUUUCAUUUAUGAUCUCCAGAGCUGGCCUGCCUUCGGAAGUGUGGCGUCUGAUUCAACACAUCCUCUGAGAAGAACGGUCAGCCUUUUAGUCCCUGCCGGGCUCACUUGCUGCUCACCUUUCAACAGGUGCCUUCAGUCGAGAACUUCAGGCGCACAUCCGAGUUAGAAGGUCAAUCGCUUUCUCAAGGGAGACCUCCCUGUCGCUGGUCCUUGUCAUCUCAAAACGUAUUUAUUUCUGCCCUCUGGCUCCUUGAUCUUCCAUGGCAAAGAGCUGCUGAGUUUAGCCACUGCAGCUAUGAACAGAGGCUCAAAAGGGUACUGGAAAAUGUGGGGCGUGCGUUAAUAAAAACAGCAUUAUUAUCCAGUAGGCUUUGGUGGAAACUGCAUCAAAUGCAUAUUUGAAUUGCCGUUUUAGGUUGUUUUUCCUCUACACUGGGCCAUUUGCCGUUUGGCUAAAACCUUUCCUUACAUUUUCCCCAGUACACUCGGCUUCUCUUUUCCCACCAACUGUGGCGAAAAACAGCGGAAGAAAAUCGCCAUGGCACAUUCCUUUGCCAUGCUAGUUUUGCACGCAGCAAGCAUCCUUGUGUGGCAAAAACGGUUUUUUUAAUCAUCCCAGGCUCAAGCUGUAAUUUUCGGUGCUUUGUUCAGGUCACCUUGCCUCGUGCGAACACAGUGUUUUCCCUCGCACAAAUCUCCAUGGCUGCAUCCCUCUCUUGUGAGAAUCAGGCCAAAGAGGGGGGAGCCCAGUUUGCUGUUGGGGAUAAAAGUCCAUAGGUUGUCCUAAAAUGUCCCAAAAGGAUCUUCUAAAAUGUCCUGCUGGAACAACUCCGUUGCUUAAGCGUUUGACACAGAAUCAACUCUGGAAACUUGUAAAGGAUUAAAAAAAAACAUUUUGGAGAAAAAAUAA
This is a messenger RNA of Podarcis lilfordi (Lilford's wall lizard), 13677 nucleotides long. NCBI's taxonomy places the organism in Eukaryota, Metazoa, Chordata, Lepidosauria, Squamata, Lacertidae. The record is from the annotation of a GenBank genome assembly.